Mycena indigotica is the source of this 870-nucleotide messenger RNA. RefSeq lists its product as uncharacterized. The transcript has 7 exons. Lineage: Eukaryota; Fungi; Basidiomycota; Agaricomycetes; Agaricales; Mycenaceae. The coding region runs from base 16 to 870 and encodes 284 amino acids. The record is from RefSeq and is a predicted model, not a curated record.
UUCUCGACCUCGACGAUGUCCCUUGGGCGGCUGGUCUGCGCCUUAUUGACCCUCUUUUGUUCCUUCACUCUUUCGCUAGCAUCAGCCUUCAUCAAUGGACAAACAUUCACGAAUGGCCUUGCCAUUGUGGAUGCGCCCAGCCCCAACAGUCCUGCACAUGCAGGAGCAACAUUGCCUAUCGCAGUCGAUGUUAGUGGAAAUGGAAAGCUACCUGCUGCUGCCCGUCUCCCAGGCUCUGGGCUUCCAACUGGAUUCCAGUCCCUUACCAUAUUCCUUGUGUCGGCACAAACCAACGCCAACAUCACUGUCGUCGACAACUCUACAUUCCUCACAGGAGAGAGCGGCUCGACUGUGAAGCAUCUAAAUUUUGUCGUGCCCAGCUGCUUAAAACAAGGAAACUAUAACCUUACCUUUCACGAAGCUUCUGUUUUCAAUUCCGGAUUCGUCUAUGCCAUAACGCCAAUUCUCGUUCAAGUUGAGAACCCAAAUCCAUCAGGCUCUUGUGUGGAUUCGAAUCCCCUCCUCCCGCAACCUCAACCUUCCAUCCCACUUCUAGAGUCGCCAUUCAUUUCCCCUGAUCUUUUCACACUGACAUUGACCAUGUCGAAUGGGAUUUUGAAUCUGCCCACAGUUACUGUGACCUCUCAAGCCACUCCUACAACAGUCGUGGUGAUUUCGGAGACCACAGUCACCCGGACCGACCAAGGCACCCCAACGACCUACACUGCAACCUCAACUCUGACCACCGUAGUCUCGGUGAACAAGGACAAUAGAUCAGGAUUUGUGCCCAUUAAUGCAGCAAAUCAGUUUUCUCCCUCUAUCUUUGGUUUGUGUAGUUUUUUGCUUCUGUAUUGGCGUAUUUUAUUGUAG